Molecule: messenger RNA, 2807 nt
Organism: Oenanthe melanoleuca
Lineage: Eukaryota; Metazoa; Chordata; Aves; Passeriformes; Muscicapidae
Gene: SLC19A3
Product: solute carrier family 19 member 3
Exons: 6
Coding region: 617-2041 (474 amino acids)
Biological process (GO): vitamin transport; transmembrane transport
Cellular component (GO): plasma membrane
Molecular function (GO): thiamine transmembrane transporter activity
Source: RefSeq, a predicted model, not a curated record
UCAGGAAUUAUUUGGGAGUGUGCUGCCUACUCACUUGCUGAGUGCAUUUGGAAGUGAUGAAAGAUUUAUGCAGAUGUUACUGAUCAGCCCUGGGCUUAAUUUUUAUAUUUUUAUCGCAUUGCAAAUAAGGUCUUGAGUUAAAGAUAUAAAGACUAUAUUUUAUUUACAAUUAUUUGUAAGGAAAAAGAUGACAGAGGCAAUUUUUAAAAAUCAAGUUACCAAGUUAUGACUACUUUUUCUAACACGCCUCUGAGGUCACAGAAAUAUUGUCUUUAUAACAUAUAAUUCAUACUAAGUUUUAAUGAAUACUAUCUCACAGUGCAAGUAGAAGCACUUUUUCAAAAGUGCUUGCUAUAUAGUAGAAAUCAACAGUUUAAGAUACACAACUUGUAGCAGCAUGAUUAAACAUCAGCUAGUGCUUUACUUUCAUUUGCUUGUGAUUGAAAACAUUUUCACUUGCUUUGAGGAUCAGUGAAAUUGACUUUUUAACACAAAACUAGUAAAAUAAACUUUUGCUGCCAACUACACUGAAGAAACAAGCCUCUCUUUCCUUUUGGUCAUCACUUUCAAAAGUGGAAGUCAGCAGUUCUCUAUUCUAAGUCUGAGCAGGUAGACUAUGGAUUGCUGGAAGGGACCCAUAAGCCACAGCUGGAUUUAUCCCACUGUGAUCAUCUGUGCAAAUGGAUUUUUCACCACAAUGAGGCCAUCAGAAGCUUUUCUUACCCCCUAUCUAACAGGACCAGACAAAAACCUCACGAUAGAAGAGGUUACCAACCAGAUUUUUCCAGUUUGGACAUACUCCUACCUGGCUCUCCUCUUCCCAGUGUUCCUGCUCACAGACUACGUGCGCUACAAGCCCGUGCUGCUCCUGCAGGGCACCAGCCUCAUCGUCACCUGGCUCCUGCUGCUCUUUGCACACGGAGUGGUGGCCAUGCAGCUGGUGGAAUUCUUCUACGGCAUGGUCACAGCCACCGAGGUGGCCUAUUACGCCUACAUCUACAGCGUGGUCAGCACCCAGCACUACCAGAGGGUCACCAGCUACUGCAGGAGUGUCACUCUGGCGGCAGCCACCGUGGCCGCCGUGCUGGGACAGCUGCUGGUGUCCUUAGCACACGUCUCCUACUUCUACCUCAACGCCAUGACCUUGGCUUCCGUGUCCCUGGCGUUCCUGUGCGCGUUCUUCCUGCCCAUGCCCCAGAGGAGCAUGUUCUUCCACAGGAAAGGCGCCCCCGAGCCUCUGCCAGGGCCUGCCAAAGGGCUGGCUGCGGGCACUGCCCACGGGCCCCCGAGCCGCCCGCAGGAAAGGAGCCCCGAUGCUGCUGCCAGGGGCCCGAGCCCCCAGCCCCGGGCUGGCAGUGCCAGGCCCCAGGGGCACAUGCUCAGCGUGCUGCUGCAGCUGGCCAGGGACCUGAGGGAUUGCUACGGCUCCCGCAAACUCCUCUACUGGUCCCUGUGGUGGGCUCUGGCCACGGCCGGCUUUAACCAGGUGGUGAAUUAUGUCCAGGUGCUGUGGGACUGGCGAGCCCCCUCCCACAGCUCUGCAGUGUACAACGGAGCUGUCGAAGCAAUAGCAACUUUUUUAGGUUCAGCAACAUCCAUGGCAGUUGGAUAUGUUAAAGUAAACUGGGAUCUCUCUGGAGAACUGGCUUUGGGAAUUUUCUCUGCACUGGAUGCUGGUUCCCUGCUUCUUAUGCACUUCACUGACAACAUCUGGGCAUGUUAUGCUGGUUACCUUGCAUUUAAAGCCUGCUAUAUGCUCCUUAUAACAAUAGCAACGUUUCAGAUUGCUGUCAACCUCAGCAUGGAGCGUUAUGCUUUGAUGUUUGGCUUCAACAACUUUGUUGCACUGGUGAUUCAGACAAUUUUAACUGUUGUUGUAGUAGAUUCAAGAGGUCUGGGACUGGAUAUCAGCACUCAGUUUCUCAUUUAUGGCAGCUACUUCACAGUCAUAACUGGAAUUUUUCUGAUCAGAAGCAUGUACACCAUAAUUUCCAUCAAAUGCAGAAAAACAAGCGUGGCUGCUGAAAGCACUGCCCCUUAACAACCAAGACAAAAGCAAUGGUUACAAGCAACAAUGCAGAAGGCUCCAUGAUCUGAACAACAAAUCAGGAGAAAUAUAACGUUCAAUCAAGCAAAACUGGUCCACGUUGAAGAAGGCUGUUUAUGAGCCUAUUGCACAGAGAGCUUUGUCAACAGGAUGAUGCAUUUGGUCCAUUUUCUUCACCAGGAGUUUAAUACAAAUAUUCCUCAAACAGUCUUCUAAUUCAAGUUUAGUGAUCCAACAUACAAACUUGUAUUAAGACCCAGUGAGCACAAGGACAUACAGAUGCCUAAACAUCACAGCAGAGGAGCUCAUAGAACAACCUUGGGACAUUCCCUCCUACUGAGUAUUUAAGUAUAAGGCAAUUUAGUUACUGACAGAAAACCAUCUGAUAUGACUGGGGAAUCUAAAGCAGUUGUACCAGACAAUGACAUGUCAGAAUAUUUCUCACAGAGGCCUUUGGAAAACUUAACACUUUUUCAACUGGACAUUGUGUCUGCCUUUCAGAAAUCAGGAUGGUCCUUCAAGUGUAGCAUCUUCUUACACUUGUUUAGGACUGAAGUCUGUAGGAUUAAUUUCUGUAUAAGGGGCCUAAAAAGUUAUCAAGUGAAGUGCUUUGAUGCUAAAGCACAAAAACACAGCUUUCAGGCAACUAUGCUAUUUGCACAAACAAUUGUGGGAACAAAUGCAGAGAUUUCCAUGAUAAAAACAUUUAAAAUCAGGGUGAAGAAUUAAUUUUUAAAAUAAAGCUAUUUUUAAAACUUAA